Molecule: messenger RNA, 2159 nt
Organism: Varanus komodoensis (Komodo dragon)
Lineage: Eukaryota; Metazoa; Chordata; Lepidosauria; Squamata; Varanidae
Gene: CRNKL1
Product: crooked neck pre-mRNA splicing factor 1
Exons: 14
Coding region: 25-2082 (685 amino acids)
Biological process (GO): spliceosomal complex assembly; mRNA splicing, via spliceosome
Cellular component (GO): U2-type catalytic step 2 spliceosome; post-mRNA release spliceosomal complex; precatalytic spliceosome
Molecular function (GO): protein binding
Source: RefSeq, a predicted model, not a curated record
GGGGGCGCCCAGGCGAGGGCCAAGAUGGCGUCUACGGCGGCCGGCAAGCAGCGGAUCCCCAAAGUGGCGAAGGUGAAAAACAAAGCUCCGGCAGAAGUACAGAUCACAGCAGAGCAACUCCUAAGAGAAGCAAAGGAGAGAGAACUUGAGCUUCUCCCCCCACCCCCUCAGCAGAAGAUCACAGAUGAAGAAGAGCUAAAUGAUUACAAGCUUCGGAAAAGAAAAACCUUUGAAGACAACAUAAGAAAAAAUCGGACCGUUAUCAGUAACUGGAUCAAAUACGCACAAUGGGAAGAAAGUCUCAAAGAAAUACAGAGGGCUCGAUCUAUCUACGAGCGGGCUCUAGAUGUGGACUACCGAAAUGUCACCCUUUGGCUGAAAUAUGCCGAGAUGGAAAUGAAGAACCGCCAAGUUAAUCAUGCCCGAAAUAUCUGGGAUCGCGCAAUCACUACUCUACCACGAGUGAACCAGUUCUGGUACAAGUAUACUUACAUGGAGGAAAUGCUGGGGAAUGUCGCAGGGGCCCGCCAAGUGUUUGAGCGCUGGAUGGAAUGGCAGCCCGAAGAACAGUCCUGGCAUUCGUACAUUAACUUUGAGCUGAGAUACAAGGAAGUGGACCGAGCACGCUCUAUUUAUGAGAGAUUUGUCCUUGUGCAUCCUGAUGUGAAGAACUGGAUCAAAUAUGCCCGAUUUGAAGAAAAGCACAACUACUUCGCACACGCAAGGAAAGUCCUUGAGAGGGCUGUGGAGUUCUUUGGGGAGGAACACAUGAACGAACAUCUCUAUGUUGCUUUUGCCAAAUUCGAGGAGAACCAGAAGGAGUUUGAACGAGUGAGAGUCAUCUACAAAUAUGCCCUGGACAGAAUUCCAAAGCAUGAGGCUCAGGAGCUCUUCAAAAAUUACACCAUUUUUGAGAAGAAGUUUGGGGACCGGAGGGGAAUUGAGGAUAUUAUUGUUAGCAAAAGGCGAUUCCAGUAUGAAGAAGAAGUGAAAGUUAACCCGCACAAUUAUGAUGCCUGGUUCGAUUACCUGCGUCUUGUGGAAAGUGAUGCAGAUCCCGACGCUGUACGUGAAGUUUAUGAACGGGCCAUUGCCAAUGUUCCUCCAAUUCAAGAAAAGAGACAUUGGAAGAGGUACAUUUAUCUGUGGAUCAAUUAUGCGCUCUAUGAAGAACUAGAGGCGAAGGAUCCAGAGCGAACGAGACAGGUUUAUCAAGCAUGUGUUGAACUCAUUCCGCACAAAAAGUUUACAUUUGCCAAGAUAUGGCUGCUGUAUGCCCAGUUUGAAAUAAGACAGAAGAAUCUCAAGUAUGCCAGACGCGCGCUGGGAACAUCCAUAGGUAAAUGUCCAAAAAACAAACUAUUCAAGGGCUACAUCGAACUAGAGCUGCAGCUGCGAGAGUUUGAUCGUUGCCGGAAACUAUAUGAGAAGUUUCUAGAGUUUGCACCUGAAAACUGCACGUCGUGGAUCAAGUUUGCUGAGCUAGAGACCAUUCUCGGCGAUAUUGACAGGGCCCGAGCGAUAUACGAACUGGCUAUUGGCCAGCCAAGACUGGACAUGCCAGAGGUUCUUUGGAAAUCUUACAUCGACUUUGAAAUUGAGCAAGAAGAGUACGAGAACACACGGAACCUUUAUCGGCGAUUACUUCAGCGAACGCAGCACGUCAAGGUCUGGAUCAGUUUUGCUCAGUUUGAGCUCUCAGCAGAGAAAGACGACAGCUUGCCGCGAUGCCGGCAAGUAUAUGAAGAGGCUAACAAAACAAUGAGAAAUUGUGAGGAGAAAGAAGAGAGACUUAUGCUUCUGGAAUCCUGGAAAAACUUCGAAGAAGAAUUUGGAACAGACUCCAGCAAAGAGCGGGUAGAAAAGCUCAUGCCAGAGAAAGUUAAGAAGAGGAGAAAAGUUCAGGCUGAAGAUGGGUCGGAUGCUGGCUGGGAAGAGUACUAUGAUUACAUCUUCCCGGAGGAUGCUGCCAAUCAGCCCAACCUCAAACUGCUCGCGAUGGCUAAACUCUGGAAGCAGCAGCAACAGGAAGAGAAUCCAGAGCAAGAUCCUGACAAGGACGUUGACGAAAGUAGUGCCUGAUUCCUCUUUUACAUUCCCGUUCCCCUUUUUUACAGAAUUUUUGUCUCUGAAUACAAUUAAACAUUUCCCCCCAAAAA